Cryptomeria japonica (Japanese cedar) is the source of this 972-nucleotide messenger RNA. RefSeq names its product F-box/kelch-repeat protein At1g80440-like. Gene Ontology annotation, molecular function: protein binding. Bases 1 to 972 code for a protein of 323 amino acids. The record is from RefSeq and is a predicted model, not a curated record. The transcript has a single exon. Gene Ontology annotation, biological process: regulation of phenylpropanoid metabolic process; negative regulation of cytokinin-activated signaling pathway. NCBI's taxonomy places the organism in Eukaryota, Viridiplantae, Streptophyta, Pinopsida, Cupressales, Cupressaceae.
AUGGAUUUUUUGAAGGAACUAUCUGAACAAAUAUUUAGAGACGUCCUACUAAGAGUUCCGUAUAAAUCUCAAUGGAAGAUUAAGAAGUUUUUAAAACCUGCCAAAGAGAUGAUGGAAUGUUUCCAAUAUUAUCAAGAUAGAAUUAAGUUUGGGCUGAGUAAGAAAUUCAUAUGUUUGCUUUAUCCUACUGGGAUAACUCUAUAUGACCCUGUCGACCAAUCAUCUAAAAGGCUCCCUCGUACUCCCACGGGACUUGAAAUCUGCCGUAUUUCUAGGAUUAUAUGUCUUAAUCAUAAGAUUGUUUUGCUAGGCUUGAAACAGUCUCAGGGUUAUACUGCAAAGAUUUUGAUAUAUGAUUUAUUAUCUUGUAAAUGGAAGCAAGGUGCUGAAAUUCCCACUGACAGAUUUGACCACAUGUUUGCAUUUUGUGCCUCAACUGAAGGAUCAAUUUACAUUGCUGGAGGAAUCUCUAAAGGUGGGCGUCCACUCCGUAAAGCAGCAAUUUAUAAAGUGGAUGAAGACAAAUGGGAGCUUCUUCCUGAGAUGAACCAAGAAAUUGAGAGGUGUAGGGGUGUUUUUAUUGAGGGAAUAUUUUAUGUCAUUGGUUAUAUGUGUUGUAAUAAAUGUGAAAGAUUUGAUCCCAAAACAGGAGAAUGGACAACAAUGCAAAGUAUGUUUGCACCAAUGCAUAAACAAGUUCUGUAUGCUUUUGGACAACUAAUUGCGUUUAGAAUUAGAGGAAUAGAUCAAUACGAUUGGGAAGGAAAUGUAUGGAGAGAGCUAGUAGCCCUCCCUCAAGAAAUUAAACUUUUUCAUCCCACAGCCACAGUGUGGAAUGAUCGAAUUUUGUUGUGCGGAUUUAAUUCGAAAUUUUAUAUGUAUAAACCUGGAGCAAUCUCCGAGGGGUGGAAUUCUGUUGGCCAGGUAGAUUUUUUGGAGACUGUCAUAUCUAUUGGCACAAUAGAAAUCUAA